UGUCUAGAGAAAACGAUGUAAGGGGUCUUACUACUUGUUAUAUCCAGACGAUCGUGAAGCAACGCAUGCAUCCCCUUUUCGAUUGAUAAUGGCACCGAAACGCAUUCUAGUAAUUGCUGGCUCGGACAGUUCGGGUGGGGCCGGACUAGAAGCAGAUCAGAAAGUCAUUGCAGCGCAUGGCUGCUAUGCUAUGACGGCCACGACUGCUUUGACAGCCCAAAACACCCUAGGCGUCCAGGACAUACACCAUACCCCGCCGGACUUUGUGCGGAAGCAGAUCGAUGCUGUCUGUGAAGAUGUGGGCGUGGAUGUGGUCAAGACAGGCAUGCUUGCAUCUGCCGAGACCAUUAUGGUCGCUGCGGAUGCUUUGAAGAGACAUGAGAUCAACACCAGUAUCGUUGAUCCUGUAAUGGUGUCAACAUCUGGCUCACAGCUCCUUCCCGAAACAGCCAUCGAAACCCUGAUUCAAUAUCUUCUGCCUCACACAACGCUUCUCACACCGAACCUUCCUGAGGCUCGCUUGCUUCUCCAAACGGCCGGUCACGAUCUCCCUGACCCACAGAAUAUUGAUGACAUCGUCUCGAUGGCGCAGCAUGUACAGUCAUUAGGACCCAAAUGGGUGCUACUGAAAGGGGGCCAUUUGCCAUUGACCCAUGGCCGCGUAGUGAGCACGCACGAUAGCGAAAGGGAAGUUGUUCUGAAUAUCCUUGUGGGUGAGACGGGAGUUACGAUGCUAGAGAGCCCGUAUCUGCGGUCAAGGAACACACAUGGAACAGGAUGUUCGUUAGCAUCCGCUAUUGCGUGCAACCUGGCGGAGGGAAUGUCGAUGGUCAAGGCAGUAAAGAAGGCCAAUCUAUACGUUGAAGCAGGCAUCAAGACAGCUAUCGAUAUGGGAGGGGGCAGCGGCCCGAUCAACCAUUUCCAUUCGAUGUACAUGCUGCCUUUCACACCAGGCAACUUUAUUAGCUAUCUGCUCGACCGAGAAGACGUGCAGAAACCGUGGAAGGAGUAUACCCAACACGAGUUCGUGCAGAGUAUGGGCGCUGGGACUCUGCCAGUGGAGAAGUUCAUGUACUAUCUUGUGCAGGACUACCUUUUCUUAGUCCAAUUUGCAAGAGCGAAUGCGCUGUCUGCAUACAAAUCUAGCAAUCUGAAAGACAUUGGGUACUCCGUGCAACAAGUCGUCACCCUCCAGGAAGAGAUCAAGCUGCACAUCGACUUUUGUAAAGAAUACGGACUAUCGGAAGCCGAUAUCAUCGAAGAAGAGGAGGACCAAGCGACCACGGCAUACACCCGUUAUGUGCUCGACAUCGGCAUGUCGCAAGACUAUCUUGCUCUGCAGAUUGCGCUUCUACCCUGUCUCGUCGGAUACGGCAUCAUUGCCAAACGUCUCUACGAAGACCCCAGCACCGUGAGGGUGGGAAGCAAGUACUGGAAGUGGAUUGAGCAGUAUGUGGCAGGAGAGUAUAGGGAAGCGAUGAUAAGGGGUAGUGAGUUGGUAGAGAAGCAUGCCGAGGGACUGAGUCCGAGUCGGGUGGAAGAGCUGGCGAAAAUCUUCAUACACGCUACGAAUAUGGAGAGAGGGUUUUGGGACAUGGGACUCAGAGCUGGUGAUGGGCUAAGACUUCGAAACACGCUCCCUUACUCGAUCGGUUCCCCCUUGACGCCAGUCUCUACAACACACACUCACAUCAUGUCUUACGGAGGCGGUUACGGCGGUGGCGGCGGUGGAUAUGGCGGCGGCGGUCGCGGUGGUGACCGUGGCUACUCGAACGGGUACGAAAACAGCAAUGCUGGAUAUGGGUCUUACAACAACUCGACAAGCCAUUAUGCAUCGUACGGUGGCGGCGGCGGCUACGGCGGCGGUGGUGGUGGCUACGGCGGAGGAGGUGGUGGUUAUGGCGGCGGCGGCGGCGGCUUUGGCGGUGGUCGCGACGGCGGCGACCGCAUGUCGCAACUCGGCCAGGGCCUGAAGCAGCAAUCAUGGGAUCUCGACACGAUGCCCAAGUUCGAGAAGUCUUUCUACAAGGAGGAUCCCGCUGUUACUGCCCGUUCAGCAGCUGAGGUUGCCGAAUACCGCAAGGAGCACCAGAUGACCGUCAAGGGCGAGAACAUCCCCAAGCCCGUCACAACCUUCGACGAGGCUGGCUUCCCAUCAUACGUGAUGAACGAGGUCAAGGCCCAGGGUUUCGCAAAGCCCACCGCUAUUCAGGCCCAGGGUUGGCCCAUGGCUCUUUCUGGUCGCGACGUUGUUGGUGUCGCCGAGACCGGUUCCGGAAAGACGUUGACCUACUGUCUUCCUGCGAUCGUCCACAUCAACGCUCAACCUCUCCUCGCCCCCGGCGAUGGCCCCAUCGUCCUCAUUCUCGCGCCCACUCGUGAGCUUGCUGUCCAGAUUCAGCAAGAGAUCAGCAAGUUCGGAAAGUCCUCGCGCAUCCGAAACACUUGCGUCUACGGAGGUGUUCCAAAGGGCCCUCAAAUCCGUGACCUUGCGCGCGGUGUUGAGGUGUGCAUUGCCACCCCUGGACGUCUCAUCGAUAUGCUCGAGGCUGGAAAGACCAACCUUCGCCGUGUUACCUACCUGGUUCUCGACGAGGCCGACCGCAUGCUUGACAUGGGUUUCGAGCCUCAAAUCCGCAAGAUCAUUGGACAGAUUCGCCCUGACCGUCAAACCUGCAUGUGGUCCGCUACAUGGCCCAAGGAAGUUCGCCAGCUUGCUGCCGACUACCAGAAGGACUGGAUCCAGGUCAACAUCGGCUCCAUGGAUCUCUCUGCCAACCACCGCAUUCAACAGAUCGUCGAGGUCUGCACAGAGUUCGAGAAGCGUGACCGCAUGGCCAAGCAUCUCGAGACCAUCAUGAGCGACAAGGACAAUAAGAUUCUUAUCUUCACAGGUACCAAGCGCGUUGCUGACGAGAUCACCCGAUUCCUUCGUCAGGACGGCUGGCCGGCGCUUUCUAUCCACGGCGACAAGCAGCAGAACGAGCGUGAUUGGGUCUUGAACGAAUUCAAGACGGGCAAGAGCCCCAUCAUGGUUGCCACCGACGUGGCUUCCCGUGGUAUCGAUGUCCGCAACAUUACUCACGUGUUCAACUAUGACUACCCGAACAACUCGGAGGACUAUGUCCACCGCAUUGGUCGUACUGGUCGUGCUGGCGCUAACGGUACUGCCAUCACCCUCUUCACCACAGACAACUCCAAGCAAGCUCGUGAUCUCGUCCAGAUUCUCACAGAGUCGAAGCAGCAGAUUGAUCCUCGUCUGCACGAGAUGGCCCGCUAUGGUGGCGGCGGUGGUGGUGGCGGUCGCUGGGGAGGUGGCCGCGGCCGUGGCGGAGGCCGUGGCGGACGUGGUGGCUGGACCGGAGGUAACAGCGAUCCCAUCCGCAACAGCCGCUGGUGA
Messenger RNA from Alternaria rosae, 3400 nucleotides. RefSeq names its product Phosphomethylpyrimidine kinase-domain-containing protein. Gene Ontology annotation, cellular component: nucleus; ribonucleoprotein complex; cytoplasm. Gene Ontology annotation, molecular function: RNA helicase activity; thiaminase activity; RNA binding. The coding region runs from base 89 to 3400 and encodes 1103 amino acids. Gene Ontology annotation, biological process: rRNA processing; thiamine biosynthetic process. The transcript has 13 exons. The record is from RefSeq and is a predicted model, not a curated record. NCBI's taxonomy places the organism in Eukaryota, Fungi, Ascomycota, Dothideomycetes, Pleosporales, Pleosporaceae.